AUGGGCCCAAAACCGCCACAUUUGAGUCCAGCUGGGUCGAGUUUCUCCGUGAAUCGGGAAUAUUCCCAUUUGAAUGGAGAUGGGGAAAAGAAAAAGUACUUACCUGAUGAAGUACUUGAUAUGAUUGGUGCACGAAACAAAACCCUUUUGGUGGGAAUGUGUUCAGCUUCAUUCAUUUGGGUGCUCGGCGCAAUGCCGUUGAUGGCCUCGGGUUUCACUUCUGAUACAAAUAAUGCAACGAUGAGAACCGUGAUUGAUGAUUUUAAUCUAACUGGAGAGAACUCGUAUCUGGCUGAGAUUCCAACGUCGGCAUAUAUGGCAGGAAAUAUGGCUGGUGGAACUUUCCUGGCUCAGGCGUCGGACAGAUUCGGUCGUCGUCCCGUUCUCCUACUCGCUCUUUCCAUGUUCUCUCUAUCCGGCAUUCUUGCUUCAUUUUCCCCAUCGAUUCUCAUUUACAGCUUGCUCCGAGCGUGUCAAGGAUGCUUUUAUACAGGUUCUUGCGUGACCGGUUGGGUUGCCGGUUAUGAGAUGUCACCGCCAAAGAUGCGUCCAUUAGCCACGCUGCUUUUUGGGAUGGCUUGGUUAUUGGGCUAUUCUGCUGUGGCCCCUUUGGCCUACAAUGCCGACUCGUGGAGACAACUCGUUUUUUACACGGCUCUCCCAUCAUUACCCUUUGCUUUAUGGAUAUAUUUCUUUUUACCGGAAACUCUGCACUUUUUGGUGAGCAAACGGAAAACGAAAGAGAUGGGAGUCUGGCUUGAAAAAAUUUGCGGUGAUCAAAAGUCGCCCGUUUCUUCAGAACAAAUUCUAUUACUUCAGGAAAACUCUGAGAAAAAGGUGAACGUUUUUCGAGAGAUUUGUGGAAAUAGGACUUUUUUGAUCUAUACGAUAGCGAUGAUGUAUUUGUGGAUUUGUGACACGUUCACCUAUUUCGGCCUUUCUUUGUACAGUACGGAGUUGUCCGGGAACAAAUGGGUCAACUAUUUGCUGAUGGGUUUAGUCGAAUUACCCGCCUACAUCUUCACGCCGAUGCUCAUCGAUAAAUUUGGUCGUCGUUCGAUCGUUGCAGGCAGUCAUUUUGUGGCCGGUCUUGCUUUCAUGAGUCUUUUAAUAUCUCCUGCAGAAGUCCUUCUCCCGAUUUGGUUAAUAGGCAAAUCGGCGAUCACCCUCUCGUUUAUGGCGCUUUUCGUGUACGCGAGUGAGGUUUUCCCAACCGAUAUCCGAAACGCAUCAGUCGGAAUGUGCGUUGUUGUGGCUCGUAUUGGUGGCAUUGCGGCUCCGCAGAUUAAAAAUAUGGCAUUGGUCUUCUCAAAGAUGCCUGAAGUAGUGCUAUCAACGGUUUGUUUAUUGGGCGGUUUGGCCACUCUUCUUCUCCCCGAAACAGCAAAUCGACCAUUGCCAGCAUCGAUAAAAGAGACAACCGAGAAGCAGCCACUUGCU
This is a messenger RNA of Mesorhabditis belari, 1440 nucleotides long. NCBI's taxonomy places the organism in Eukaryota, Metazoa, Nematoda, Chromadorea, Rhabditida, Rhabditidae. The record is from the annotation of a GenBank genome assembly.